Molecule: messenger RNA, 2246 nt
Organism: Geodia barretti
Lineage: Eukaryota; Metazoa; Porifera; Demospongiae; Tetractinellida; Geodiidae
Source: the annotation of a GenBank genome assembly
GACCGUGUCUAGUCUUUGUAUAUUAUACGUUGGACUGGUCAAGGGAUCCAGCGUCGCAGAGCUAGCUUUGAGGAGUCCAGCUAGCCGUCUCGUUGAAACUUCCGUCUCCGGCUGACAAAGGCCGGCCGUUUUAUCCACGAAGUCUCCUGGGACGAGCGGAGUUUGCAAAGAACGUCCGAGCCUCCACUACUUACGUAACUGCCCUGCUCCGCACGCCGUUUACCGUCCUGUGGCGUAGCUACGUUACAAAGGAGUCUAUUGUCAGUGUGCUGGGCCCGCAUUUCCUUCGUGAGGCUGGAAAGAGAGAGAGAGAGGAAUGGCACAGUCGACUGAGUCAAGUCCUCUCCUGGAUCAGUCUCCCUCACCACCGCCUCGUCUGCUGGACUCAUCUCGCAGUACUGCCUCCAGCAAAGACAACGCAAAGCUGGUGUUCAGUCCCGCGGACCAGGAUAAGAUCCCAGUGUGGAAGAAACUGACGUAUGCAGUUGGAGCGAUGCCGUAUGCCAUGUGUAACACGGUCGUUGGAUUCUACCUCAACAUCUUCCUUCUUGAGGUGGCCAUUCUGGACCCAGUCUAUGUGCUACUGAUAGUGUUCGCAGGGAGAGUCUGGGAUGCACUGACCGACCCAACCAUUGGAUUCCUCUGCAAUCGAACCAGGACACCUCUCGGUCGACUAAGACCUUGGCUACUAGGUGCCAUGGUACCGACUGGACUGGCCUACAUAAUGCUGUGGUUUGUACCGCCAUCGUUCACCGAAACCGCGUCAUACCUCAAAUUCAUCUACUACAUCCUCUUCUACUUUGCCUUCCAGCUGCUCCUCACUUGUAUCCACGUGCCCUACACUUCUCUCACCAUGCAUCUCAGUAACUCAAACAAGGAAAGAGACUCUGCGACUCUAUACAGAAUGUUAUUCGAGGUCCUCGGGACACUGGUCGGGAUUGGUGUCUACACUGCUUACUUCUCCGGCUUUGUAAAGGGUAAGAAGGAGUCGUCAUGUGACAGUGGAGUCAGGGAACGAGACAUUGAUCUGGAGAGGACCUAUCGUUACCAUGCCGUCACUCUCGCCAUCCUCACAGUGGUUUUCGUCACCACCACCUUGGUUACCAUCAGAGAACAAAAAGGGAUGUACAGUUCCAAAAUCGGCCUGUUUGCUGGAAUCCGAAUCGUCUUCACGUUCCGUCCGUACCUCCUCCUCUUCCUCACCCAACUCUUCGGCUGGCUCGGGAUCACCUUCGUACAAGGCAACUACGCCCUCUACAUAAAGUACGCACUGGACCUGGAAGACAUGUACCCUUACGUCAUCGCAGUGUUGCUAAUGGCUACCAUUGUUUGGAUGCCCCUGUGGCAAGUGGUGAUGCGAAAGAUUGGAAAGAAAGCGGCACUUACGGCCGGGCUGUGGAUCUUCAUGGUGACUCUUCUGUCGCUCCUGUUUAUCGAUUUCGCCGGAGAUUGGGGAGUCUUUCUCGCUUUUACGCUCUCCGUCAUUGGUGGGGCUGGCGUUGCCGCCGGAUACCUGUUUCCAUGGUCAAUGUUACCAGAUGUAAUAGACGAAGCCUACCUGAAGAUGGGUGUGAGAAGAGAGGAACUAUUCUAUGCAUUCUUCGUAUUCGGUACCAAAUUCUCCAGUGGCGUGACCCUUGGACUCUCCACUGGCAUAUACAAGGCCGGAGGGUACGACGAGACGAAGUGCGACCAGCCGUGGACGGUUCCGUUAACCCUUAAGCUCCUGGUGACAGUGCCACCGAUUAUCUUCAUUUUGAUUGGUCUGUUCUGUCUCCACCACUAUCCCCUAUCGGAGGAGAGUGUGGAGAGGACGAGGAAACAGCUGGAGCUAAGGAGUUCAGACCUGAGGUCGUUCCACAUAAAGUCCGGUGCCCAGUUUCUGAUGCAGGCCAUGCAUACCACCCACACCCAUCACUACAACGACACGCUCAACUUUCUACUGCUGUCUAAUAGCACCAGCGAUACUUAUGUCCAGGCAUUCUCCAUCUCCCGUAUCUACGGUGCAUACUGUGACGCGGGACAGAACUACAAGAACCUCGUGGGCUUCGUGAAGGGCCUCAGCAUCAAUUAUGACCAGAAAACUGUGUUUGGGUGCGUAGAAGAAAACUUUUAGGCUUACAUUUUAGUUUUACUGCACUCUUUCGGACUCCUAAUAUAUACAUGCAUUGAGUAUCGUUGUUCAAAGUGCGCAUGCGCGUAUUCGUACGCAUGGGCGUUUAAAACUAAUCGAAGUGGGUGUGGUC